Messenger RNA from Ceraceosorus guamensis, 425 nucleotides. RefSeq lists its product as hypothetical. The record is from RefSeq and is a predicted model, not a curated record. The transcript has a single exon. NCBI's taxonomy places the organism in Eukaryota, Fungi, Basidiomycota, Exobasidiomycetes, Ceraceosorales, Ceraceosoraceae. Bases 57 to 344 code for a protein of 95 amino acids.
AAUUGCCUUUGUUCUGUUCCGCCUCUAUAUAUCACUCGACCAGUCACCGAUCACGGAUGGUUCGUUCAACUGCUGCUCUGCCGUAUUCACACAUGUUUCUCUGCGCUUCUCGGCUGCCAACGCCCGCCCGCACCGCUCGAUCACCUUUCCGAAGCAAUCAAAGCUAUAAUUUAUGCAGCAUGCACGGCAGCCGUGUGACGCCCGGCCCGCGCGCGCGCACAAAUUUGAAUCCAGGCAGCAGCAGCGGUCUACAGUACAAUCAACGACCACACUGCGCGUAUACCGGGUAUACCAGCAUCGGAAAGAUUCUCGACGGGACGUUUGCUUGCGAUGUUGACCCCUGACCAUGCAACGGCCCGACUGGAUCACUUUGUGAAUGACUUUGGAUGUGCUCGGCACCAUGAGUCGAUCGCAGUCAAGUCCCG